This is a messenger RNA of Colletotrichum costaricense, 1524 nucleotides long. RefSeq lists its product as uncharacterized. The record is from RefSeq and is a predicted model, not a curated record. Gene Ontology annotation, cellular component: membrane. The transcript is spliced from 3 exons. The coding region runs from base 1 to 1524 and encodes 507 amino acids. Gene Ontology annotation, biological process: carbohydrate transport; transmembrane transport. NCBI's taxonomy places the organism in Eukaryota, Fungi, Ascomycota, Sordariomycetes, Glomerellales, Glomerellaceae. Gene Ontology annotation, molecular function: carbohydrate:proton symporter activity.
AUGCCGCAUUUUGCGAAACUGAUGCCGAACUACGUGACGGCGACCAUCGCCCUAUCGUUUGGAGGUUUCCUUAAUGGCUAUGACACAGGCACCAUCGGCUCAGCAGUACACAUGGAACAGUUCACGAUAACAUUCGGACAUCUUUCCGCGACCGUUCGAGGGAUCACAGUUUCAAUGAUUUUAUUGACGGGUAUCAUCCCCUCACUGCUCGCCGGUCGGCUGGCAGAUAAGUACGGACGACUGCGUAUCAUAUCACCCGGCGCCGCGCUCUUCGCCCUUGGCGGAAUCCUACAAACGACAUCUUUUAGCUUGAGCCAAUUUAUCCUAGGUCGUGCAGUCAGCGGCGUUGGCCAGGGCAUUUUCCUCGGCAACAUCGCCGUCUAUCUCGCAGAGAUAGCUCCCUCCCGCCGGAGAGGUCGACUGGCCGCUUUGCCGCAAUUCAUGUCAACUCUCGGGAUCUGUAUCGGAUACUUCUCUUGCUACACAACCAGCUCGAUUGAAGACAGCACCGCGUGGCGUCUCCCGUACGUGGUUCAGAUCUCAGUAUCCAUCAUGCUUGCUCUUGUCUGCCGAGUUCUACCUGAGUCACCACGAUGGCUACUGCUUUGGGGCACGACGCAAGAGGCGGUGACGGCUCUUGAGUUGCUUGACUUCGACAUGGACGAGGCUCGGCGAGACUUUCUCAACACACCGCAAGAACAGCCUAGUCUUUCCACGAGGCAGAACUUUCUUUUGCCUUUCCGUGGGCCGUACCGGUCGCGGACUUUGUUGGCGCUCUUUAUCCUAUCGAUGAUCCAAUUAUCAGGGAUCGAUGCAAUCACCUAUUACGCGCCCGCAUUGUUCGACCAGGCUGGCAUCUCACAGUCCAACUCCUCGCUGAUCGCAUCAGGGGUUUCCUCCAUCACGAUGCUGGUCGUGUCUAUCCCGGCUUCUAUCCUAGCCGAUAAAUGGGGAAGACGAACAUCGGCAAUCAGCGGUGGCAUAAUCCUUUCUGGACUUAUGAUGCUUAUGGGAAGUCUUUACGCAGCUGGGGCGGUGGGACCUACAGGAGCUGCUCGUUGGGUUGUCGUAAUCUCAGUCUUCGCAUUCGGCAUGGCCUACUGCGCCACCUGGAAUGUCGUCGGAAAGAUCUACGCCAGCGAGAUUCUACCUGGCAACACCAGAGCCGCAGGAAACUCGAUUGGCAUGGCGUCUUCAUUUUUCACAAACUGGCUAGUGGCUCUCAUCACUCCGAUCCUGUUAUCUGCUUCAGCGUAUGGCGCCUACUUCCUCUUCGGGGGCCUGACUGUCAUCACGGCGAUUGUUCUGACUGUGUUCAUGCCCGAAACUCGCGGGCGAUCACUUGAAAGUAUACAAAGUGAGUUCAGGCGCCCGGUAUUCACCAACUUGAUGGGGUCGCUUUGUGCUCCGCGGGCUCGGCACCCAAACCCGGGACCCCAGGCAAACUCCGACGAGCCAAUCGAGCUGCGCCCCCAGGCCUCAGAACCGUCAACGGCUGCGGUAUCCUCAAGCGUUGCGGCUUGA